This is a messenger RNA of Symbiodinium sp. CCMP2592, 348 nucleotides long. The record is from the annotation of a GenBank genome assembly. NCBI's taxonomy places the organism in Eukaryota, Dinophyceae, Suessiales, Symbiodiniaceae.
AUGCCUUGGAAGCUGUUGAGAAUGCUCUACAACCUGCUGUACCUGAAGGCGGGGGAGCCCCUGAAGUACCUGGUCCUCCUGAACCCGAAGUACCAGGCGGGGGACUACCUCGACAUGCAGUGGAGGGGGCUACCACCAACCACCAAGUUGGUGGAGCCAGCUCAUCGUCGCAGGGGGAACAUGCAUGGUGGCUGCAAGAACGACACCAUGGACUGGGGAAUGCUCCUCAAGCUGCGAUGUCGCCAACAGAAGACAUCGCCAGCGAAGAGAGCCCAGCGGAGCAUCGUCGGCGCCGUCUACAUGGGGCCUUCUAUGGACGCCACGGUCCUGUCUGAGCACCGAAUGUGA